Euleptes europaea (tarantolino) is the source of this 1175-nucleotide messenger RNA. It is a transcript of the gene BSG, whose product is annotated as basigin (Ok blood group). Gene Ontology annotation, cellular component: axon; plasma membrane. Gene Ontology annotation, biological process: axon guidance; dendrite self-avoidance; homophilic cell-cell adhesion. The transcript has 8 exons. Gene Ontology annotation, molecular function: cell-cell adhesion mediator activity. The record is from RefSeq and is a predicted model, not a curated record. Bases 1 to 1161 code for a protein of 386 amino acids. Lineage: Eukaryota; Metazoa; Chordata; Lepidosauria; Squamata; Sphaerodactylidae.
AUGGCCGCGAGGGGGGCCGUGAUGGCGCUGGCCGCCCUGCUCUGCGCCGCCCGCGGGGCUUCCGGGGCAGCCGGCUUUAUAAAGUCGCCCCUGUCUCAAAAGAAGCUGACCGAGGACAGCGUGGAGUUGCACUGCGAGGCCGUUGGAAACCCCAUCCCGGAGAUCCAGUGGUGGUUCGAGGGGGCGGAGCCCAACGAGACCGCCACCCAGCUGUGGGACGGUGCCUGGCAGGACCGGGUCACCAUCAACGCCACCUACAAGCAGCACUCCACCAGCACCAUCUCCGUCGCCAACCUAACACUGAACGACUCUGGCACGUAUGAGUGCCGGGCCAGCAACGACCCCGACCGCAACCACUUGUCGAAGAGCCCCAAAGUCAAGUGGAUCCGUUCCCAGGCGAACGUGAUCGUCCUCGAGCGCCCAACAAUCUCAGUCUCGCAAGAGGUAACUGAUGGCUUGAACGUGGUCAUUUCUUGUAACAUAAGUGGAGCCCCGACAGCAAUCAAAGGCCAUUACUGGAUGAAGGGGGACAGCAAGAUUCAGUCGGAUGACACUUCUGAGAAUUCCACUUCCUACAUGAUCGAGAAAGUGGACCAUGACUCUUCAGGAGAGUACUACUGCUUCUUUGAGACCAGCCCUCUCGCGAAAGGGAUAGUGUUUGUGAAAGUUGAGCCUCAUGUGGUUCCCUACAAGAAGUCAGAGCACGGGAACGAGGGGGACACCGGGGUGCUGACCUGCAAGUCAGCAUCGUACCCCCCCGUCACCCACUGGUCCUGGUUCAAGGUGGUGGACGGGCUCCAGCCCAUUGUGAACGGAUCCGAAGAACGAUUCUUCAUCAAAUCCGAGGGUAACAAGACGGAGCUCCGGAUCCUGCGCAUGGACAUGGAGAAGGACCCCGGCAAGUACAUGUGCAACGCCACCAACGAGGUGGGCUACGGGAGCGCCGUCAUGGAGUUGCGCGUGCGCAGCCGCUUGGCAGCUCUGUGGCCGUUCCUGGGGAUCGUUGCCGAAGUGCUAGUUCUCGUGACAAUUAUCUUCAUCUACGAGAAGAGGAGAAAGCCCGAUGAGAUCCCCGAAGAUGACGAUGGAGGCUCAGCGCCACUGAAAAGCAAUGCUACAAAUCAUAAGGAUAAGAAUGUGCGCCAGAGGAAUGCCAAUUAAGCAGGCAUCAAGGU